Cyclopterus lumpus (lumpfish) is the source of this 2239-nucleotide messenger RNA. It is a transcript of the gene crk, whose product is annotated as v-crk avian sarcoma virus CT10 oncogene homolog. NCBI's taxonomy places the organism in Eukaryota, Metazoa, Chordata, Actinopteri, Perciformes, Cyclopteridae. Gene Ontology annotation, molecular function: protein binding. Bases 303 to 1205 code for a protein of 300 amino acids. The record is from RefSeq and is a predicted model, not a curated record. The transcript is spliced from 3 exons.
AGCCAGAAUUCUUCUGCUAAUAUUUUAUAAAUUAAAUUAAAAUUAAAUUAAACACAUAAGAAUGCUUUUUUUUUUUUUUUUGUAUUUCCGGGUUCCGGUUCUGUGUCGGCGAUUUGAUGUCCAGACGGCUGGGGCUGCAGGGUGUCGCCUGUUUACCAAACGUGCUUCUAAGGAGCUAAAGUUUUUUUUUUUUGUAUGAGUUGUGGAUAACGGGAACGGAGGGGAGGGGGACGGGAAAAAGGGGGAAAAGGCCCCGGUGCAAAAAGCCCUCGGCUCAUCGGGGAAGCGGGUUUGUUGGAAUAAUGGCCGGCAAUUUUGACGCGGAGGACCGCGGCAGCUGGUACUGGGGUCGGCUGAGCAGACAGGAGGCUGUGUCCCUGCUGCAGGGGCAGCGGCACGGCGUGUUCCUGGUCCGGGACUCCAUCACCAGCCCCGGAGACUACGUGCUCUCCGUCUCCGAGAACUCCAAAGUCUCGCAUUACAUCAUUAACAGCAUCAGCAACAACCGGCAAUCCGGUCCAGGUUCGGCCCAUCCGAGGUUCCGUAUCGGCGACCAGGAGUUCGACGCCCUCCCCGCUCUGCUGGAGUUCUACAAGAUCCACUACUUGGACACCACCACUCUGAUAGAGCCCAUCAACAAGUCCAAACACACCUCGUUCAUCAGCGUGGGCCCCGGCGGGCCCCCGCCGCGCCUGGAGGACGAGUACGUCCGGGCGCUGUUCGACUUCCCCGGCAACGACGAGGAGGACCUCCCGUUCAGGAAGGGCGACGUCCUCCGGGUGCUCGAGAAGCCGGAGGAGCAGUGGUGGAACGCUCAGAACUCUGAGGGCCGGGCGGGCAUGAUCCCGGUGCCGUACGUGGAGAAGUACCGGCCGGCGUCUCCGAAUUCGGCGGCGGGGGGGAACUCUGAGGGCUCCGCGGCCCCGUCCAGCGCUCCGCUGCUGGGAGACCCGAGCCAGUACGCCCAGCCCACCCCUCUGCCGAACCUCCAGAACGGACCCGUCUAUGCCAGGGCCACACAGAAGAGGGUGCCCAACGCCUACGACAAGACCGCCCUGGCCCUGGAGGUGGGCGACCAGGUGAUGGUGACCAAAAUCAACGUGAACGGCCAGUGGGAGGGUGAAUGUAAAGGCAAGCGAGGCCACUUUCCCUUCACGCACGUCAAACUGCUGGACCAGCACAACGCGGAGGAGGAGCUCAGCUGAGGGCGGACGGGUCAGGCCGCUACCUGGACACUAGUAUUAGGACCCCCCCCCCCGACCUCCUCACUCGACCUUCACGUCUUCUGCAGGUUUUACAGUUUCAGAGAAUCACUUGAGAACAAAACAACGCACACGUCCUCCGUUUCUACCCCUCUGAAUAAUCAUGGCUGCCACCGGCUGCGUACGGCCAAAAACAAAUCCCAGCUACCAGCACCUCUAAAGCUCACUAAUUAAAACCUUCCAUCUUGUUUGUUUAAAUCCUAGUAAUAAUAAUAAUAAUAAUAAUAAUAUUUGGACUAGCAUUUAGACCAAGCUAGCUUCCCCCCUCACACUACUUUACAGGCUUUAUGCUAAGCUAAGCUAAUAUAUUCACCAUGUAAACAAGAGAAUCGCACCGACAUUCUCGUCCAACUCGGCCAGGAGCUGAAAAUGUCAGCGCUCGUUAGAAAACCGGUGUUUUCAUGUUGUUGUUGUUGUUGACGUCGUUUGUUCAGCAAAUUAAAGACGUGGGAGUCCCGAACUGUUUAAAAGAUGUGUAACAUUUACAGUCUUCAAAACGGGGUCGAACAAAGUUAAAGAUAAAGGAAAUCUCCAGAUUUUAAUAAUCAUCCCAUUUAAAAAAACGACUAUAUUCCAACGAACUCCACAAAGAGAGUCGUGGACACUGAACUCGGUCCGGAGACACUCCCCCAAAGUCAUCAUCAUCAUCAUCAUCAUCAUCAUCAUCACCACGUCUUUUGAAUUUUACAUUCGGGACGAAUAAUUUGAAUGUUUGAAGUUUUCUUUUCUUUUAAAAUCAUGCGACGUCUCCAGAUGCCUCCAUGUUUUUUCCAUUGUUUUUUAUUUCUGACGUAUCUCAUUGUUCCUACUGGACAACGAACGCAGCGUUACGAGACGAGAGGGCGGAGAAAAAGGAAAGCGAACCCGAAGGAGAGCGAACCCGAACACGAAGGAGAGCGAACCCGAACCCGAAGGAGAGCGAACCCAAGGAGAGCAAACCCGAACCCGAAGGAGAGCGAACCCGAACCCGAAGGAGA